Messenger RNA from Oikopleura dioica, 534 nucleotides. The record is from the annotation of a GenBank genome assembly. Lineage: Eukaryota; Metazoa; Chordata; Appendicularia; Copelata; Oikopleuridae.
AUGAAGGUUCUUCCGACUCUUUUUGCUUUUUCUCUCGGACUAGAUGAUAUUUCUUUGUCUGUUUUGAUUCAGUCGACUGUCAAUCGAUGUGCGACUUUGGGAACUUCUAAGGAAGCCUGUGUUGCAAAUGUGCGAACACAAAUUGUCUCGACAUAUUAUAUCCCUACAACUUGCUCUUUCGCCGAAAACUGGACAACAGUCGGGAAAAAUUCAAAGUGGUGGGGCAAGACAGAAGGCUACGGAAUCAUCGGAUGUGGAGAUAUUACAAACGCUGAAAUCGACCAAGGCGUCUUCGACAGUUACGCGAACAAUGGCUACAUCAACUGCUGGGCCGCUGGAUCAGGCCAAAAAUACAAUGAUUGCGUAGUGGAAGAACUUGAAAAGGGCGCUCCGUGGAUUUGCCCGGGCACUAGAACUGCGCAUUUUCUCGUCGCCGAACCAGGAACCGACAUGUACUGGGAUGGUCAUGGCGGUGGAUACUCGGGUACAAAGUACUUUGAUACUGUCGGCUACUGCGUUGGAAUUGAUAUCUAG